Messenger RNA from Galleria mellonella (greater wax moth), 5967 nucleotides. It is a transcript of the gene axo, whose product is annotated as axotactin. Gene Ontology annotation, molecular function: calcium ion binding. The transcript has 30 exons. The record is from RefSeq and is a predicted model, not a curated record. The coding region runs from base 347 to 5920 and encodes 1857 amino acids. NCBI's taxonomy places the organism in Eukaryota, Metazoa, Arthropoda, Insecta, Lepidoptera, Pyralidae.
UCCACGGUUGACGGGGGGGCGCAUUACUAACGCGCUACUGUCCAAACGUGAUUUUAAAUUUAAAUGGUUCCAAAUUCGAAAAUCAAGAAAUAAAAAAUAGUUUUUACUCUUUUAUUCUUUAUCUGUGUUUAGUGUAAAAAAAAGUAUUAAAAUGGCGCGAUAACAAAUUUAUUGUGAACUACAUUUGUUUUAAUAUUUUAGUUUUAUUGUUAAUUUUGUAAUUUAUAUAAAGAAUUAUGUAAAUAUUAUUGUUUAAUUGUAGAUACUGUGAUUUGUUGCAUGUAUAAGUUUAUCGAGCAUUUGAAACAAAUAUUUUCCUCUAUAUAAAUGAACGCGAUCGAGCAAGAUGAUAACGUCGCUGAAUGGAAGAGGAAUAAUAUUAAUUCUACUUUUUAUUUUGUACGGAACAGCUGAUGUUCAAUCCAGUUUACCGGUAGACUUGGCCUCAGAAGAAAAAGUACUACCACCAACCACACUAUCUCUCACAUCAACCUCAUCAGUCAGCACAACAAUUAAUGUAUCCACGUCAACAUAUGCCACAGUAAUACCGCCCAUACCACCCAGCGAUAGAGACAGGUUCCUCACCUUCGCGGAGUCAGGUCACCAUCGCACGUUUAUGUUCGCUAAAGACAACACGUUUAUACAGUUAGAUGGUGAUAUAAUACAGAGAUUUCAGUUGAGAUUAUGCAGGGAAAUAUCGUUCAAAUUCCGCACGAGGCUUCCUCAUGGCCUGCUCGUGUAUCAUAAUGUUAAGAAUCCCGUAUUCAAGAUGCAACCUUACGCCUUAUACGUAAUCGUAGAAAAAGGAGAGUUGAAAGUGGUGCACGUAUUUGGCAAGCACCUAACAUCGGUAACGGUGGGCCGUGCACUCAACAGGGACCAAUGGCACAGUGUGGUGGUUACCAUCGACGUCCACGGGGCACGGCUCAUCGCUAAAGUCGAUCAACUAAAAGAGGAGGUAUAUUUAAAGGGAUUAAGUUUUGACACAAACUAUGGUAUUACAGAUAAUCUAACAUCGGUCAUUUUAAUUGGAGGUCUAAGUUCAGAAGAAAAAUUACACGGCGUCAAAUACAUAAUAGAAUCAUUCGUUGGCUGUAUUAGUGAUAUGGUACUAAGCUCAGGGAAAGCGGCCUCUGAUCUAUUGCCAAUAGUACCACUCAUAGCUACAAAACAUGAAAAUGUUAAGGAAGGAUGUAUAGACAAAUGUAAAACCACAGAGAAUCUAUGUUUCGAAGGUUCUAGAUGCAUAAAUGAAUAUAAUGGAUAUAGAUGUGAUUGUUUUGGUACUUUGUAUGAGGAACAGCUCUGCGAUGUUUACACGGCGACAGUUCUCACUUUACGCGGCUCCAGUUACGUAUCGUAUCGAGUUUACGAUUGGAAAGAUCGAGUGCACUCCACCAAUACGAGAGUGAGCCUACAUUUUAAGACGCGUUUCGAUGACUCAGCUCUGUUUUACGCGAGCGGGCAAAUCGACGACAAACACCAUUACAUUGCUCUCUCAAUACAUCAAGAAAAGGUUGCUAUCCAAAUAGAUUUAGGCGAUGGUCCUGUAGAAGAUUAUAUAGGCGAUAAAGUCAAUAAUAACCGAUGGCAUAACCUCACUGUUGUAUUACAAGAAAAGAACGUGUUCGUUUAUUUUGACGACAAAAAAGGUGUGUACGAAGUACCGGGCGAUGCGAAAUUUGUAUGCAUAGAUCCCGAAAUAUAUAUAUGCGGUGGUCCAGACUUACAUAAAAUGAAGGGACUGAAGUCAUUCAACAAUUUCGCUGGCAACUUAAAGUACGUUUAUUACAACGAUGUUUCAAUACUUUAUGAAUUAAAACAGAAUAAUACUAAAGUGCAUUAUAUCGGCGUGCUAGACCCUGAAUUCGAAGAGAUCGAUAUAGAAGUGAUACCAAUAACAUAUCCUUUCGCAACGUCCCAUAUAUGGUGGCCGCUGAAUCAGAGUCACAGUAUAAACUUGAUAUUUGACUUUAAGACGAGCAAGAAUAUGGCGGUGUUGGCAUACAGUCAGAUUACCUCAGGCCAAGGUUAUUGGGAGGUAAGAAUGGUAAAAGAGGAGAUCAGAUUCGAAUUAGUACCGGACGUGGGCAAGAACGUGACUGUACUGAAAUCGGUAAAAUUCAACGUAAGCAACGACUGGCAUACAGUGGAAAUAGACUAUAGGAAAGGAAGGAUCAAGCUCACUGUGGACUAUCACAAUAAACACGCGCAAAUGUUUGGUCUCGAUUUUCAACUGCAAGACAAGAUCGUUAUUGGAAGCGGGCUCAAGUCGGCCAACUUGGGUCUGAUUGGGUGCAUGAGGAACAUAAAGAUUAACGGCUUACUCAUAGAACCAAGAUAUGUAAUAAAUACCGAACGCGUAGUCGGCGAAGUAGCAAUCGACGACUGUCGGUAUGUCGACCCGUGCACUAGACCCAAUACUUGCGAACAUGGUGGCAUCUGCUCCAUCAGAGAAGACAGAGUUAUCUGCAACUGUGAUAAUACAGGUUAUAUCGGUGAAAACUGCCAUUUUGCUACCUUCCGCAAAACCUGCGAAGAAUUAGCUCUACUUGGAUACACUAGAAACGAUGUUUACCUCAUAGAUAUUGAUGGUAAUGGCAGGUUCCCUCCAGCACACGUGAAAUGCGAGUUUCAAAUCGAAGCAGAUUCCUCUACCACUGUCGUCGAACAUAAUUUACCUAGUCAAGUUGAUGUACGCUCAGCUCUGGGCCAAGAUUUUAGCUUCAAGAUCAAGUAUCGAGAAUUUACAGCGGAGAUGCUCCAAGAAUUAAUUUCGCACUCGUUGUUCUGCCGCCAGUAUAUUAAAUAUGACUGUAAUAUGGCGCCUUUGGAACUACACAGUGCAACAUGGUUCAUAUCGUCAUCUAACGAUACUGUAGAUUUCUUAGGGAAUGUUAAGAGAGGUUACUGUCCAUGCGGCGUCAAUGCGACCUGUGUCAAACCAACACAGUCUUGCAACUGUGACGCUAACGACAACAAAUGGCAUUCUGAUGAAGGGACACUGGUCGAUCCGAAGAGUUUGGGUAUAAUUGAGAUGUUCUUUCUACAACAAAAGGAUUUAACCGAAGAAGCUCAAGGAAGAAUUACUUUGGGCCCGUUGGAAUGUGUAGAAACAAAUACACAACGAUACGUGGUGACAUUUACAACCUCGCAGUCGUACAUUGAAGUGCCGGGUUGGCGCAAAGGUGAUAUUGCAUUCAGCUUCAGAACAACUGGAACCAGCGCUAUACUGUUGUUCCAACCACCUAUAAGACCCAAUUAUCCCUCGUUUAUGGUUGCUUUGACUAGUGAACACGAGCUCACCUUCAAUUUCACACUCAACACCGGUACCACUCGUAAAUUAGUAAUAAACUCCAAAAGAAAAUUAAACGGUGGUGAAUGGCACAAAAUAUGGAUAGACUACAACUUCUAUCAUGUGAGAUUUAUGCUCAAUACGGAGUAUCAGAUGUUGAAUUUAUUGCUAGAAGAAGAGUUCGGACCGUUUGAAGGAUCUAUGUUCAUCGGUGGAGCUACAGCAGAACAUCUGAAAAAAUCCGCCGUCAACCAAGGCUUAAUCGGUUGCUUUAGAGGUCUGGUUGUAAAUGGUGAAGUUCUAGACAUAUAUAGUUACAUGUCUGUUCAUUUAUCUGAAAUAAUCAAAGACUGUAAGCCAUCCUGCGUACCAAACCCAUGUCAGAACAAAGCUACCUGCAAAGAACUGUGGUCGUCUUAUGAAUGCAUAUGUAAGAAUCCAUGGGCACAUUUAGGAGUACAUUGUGAAGAAAAUAUAAACAAAAAAGCUUUAACAUUCCAAACAAAAGAGUCAUAUGUAAAAAAGAAUUAUUUAGUAGACAAUGCAACCGAUGCAGAAAAACAUAGACUGAAAAAAAUGAUGACUGAGAACGUAUUAAUGAACCUACGAACAUAUGACCAAAACUCUCUAGUACUAUACGCUAACGAUAACUUGAAUAAUUUCAUACAUUUAUUUAUACAUAACGGGACACAAAUAAUUUAUCUAUUUAACCAUGAAGACGAAAUAAUUCAAAUGAAUGUGACGAAUGAAAAAAUCAAUAAAGGUGAAAGUGUACAAAUCGCUAUUAUAAGAACGGAAAAUACAACAACACUGCACGUGAAUAACAAAAAUGCUGCAACAACAAAAGUAGCGAAAUUGUUAACUAAUUAUACAAACAAACCUUGGAUUAAUCCUGAAUUAGAAGUAAUCCGUCCACAAAGGCCGCCAGCGCCUCCAACCGACUACUUCCAAAUGAAUCUCGGUGGUUACGAUCCAUAUUCAUUACAUUUAGCCCCGAGAGCUGAACUUCUACCGCAAGGAGGUUAUGUGGGCUGUGUCAGAGGGUUCAAAAUAGCUGAUCAUGUGGUUGACUUGUCUAAGAAGGUACAACAGGAUAUCGACCAUGAACUAGAAGGAGUCUUACCGGAAUGCAAUAUGAAAUGUGACUCCGAGCCUUGCAAGAACGGCGGAAUAUGCACUGAGGACUUCACCAACCAAGAAAGUAGCUGCGACUGUGAACUCACUAGCUACUUUGGGGAAUACUGCAUGGAAGAGAAAGGUGCAGACUUCAAUGGAGAAAGCAUAUUGCAACGCAAAUUUAUACUCUCUGGACCUAUUACUAAGGUCAAAAUAAAAUUGGCAUUUUCAAGCAACGAUCUUCGUCAGAAGAACACAGUUCUAUUAUUGGUGCAGACUGAGAACAAACGCAGCUAUUAUUUACUAGUAGCAAUAACACAAGACGGUUAUUUGAAAUUUGAAGAAGAUCGAGAAGAGUCAGCAUAUGGCGCUGAAGUUAAGAACAGAAAUUUUUUGAAUGGUGCUCGUCAUACAGUUUACUAUACAAGAAUAGGUCAUGAAGCAACAUUAAUUAUAGAUCGAAUAGAAAUACCUCUAGAGAAAUUACCACCACAAAGCCUGUGGGAAGUGUUUGACGUGGGCUCUAAUGAGGUGCAAAUUGGUGGUCUGAAUACCACUGACCCAAGACUUAAAAUUUAUAAAGGAUAUAAUGGUUGCCUCUCUAACAUAUUUGUAGAAAUAAAUGAGUACAUAAUGAAACCUUUAGAAGAGUACAUGCUCUUCACCCGAUCUGACUCCGAAAAAGUGAAUGCUGUAAACGCACAAGGUGUUCGUAGUGCGCAAUGUUCUGCCGAUUUCGACGAAGCCUGGCCAGAGCGGGAUCAGCUUGGAGCCACGCACAACGGCAGUUUUCUCAUUAGUGUGGACAAGACUUGGGUAGAAGAUCCUCCAUCGAGAAUACCAUACGACUCCCUAUACCAGCAGCCAGAUGCUGAAGAAGAGAACACUGACAAGUUCUUUAUAGCGUUAAUUGUGAUAUUUAUACUGGGACUUUGUUACACUGGAUCACACAUGUGGCGAACGCACAAGGCUCAUAAAUUGCGUUUAGAAAAGGAAACAGAUGAAAACAUAAUGAGAAGUAAAGAGAAGGCUACAAAAUUGCAAGAGCCAGCAGUUUCAUUUUUGCAGCUAAGCAAAGAAGAUGACGAAAAUGGUAAAGAAGGUGAUAAAAAAGUCAAUGGAGUCACUAUCGAAAUACCUACAGUUUUGGUAGAAAUGGUGAAUGAAAAUAAACUCCCUAUAAGACGAGGCUCUCUAAGAUUCAAAGACAUUGUAGAUAAAGAAAGGGCUUUUGAAACACUUGAAGAAAAAGACGAAAGUCUAGAAGAUGAGGAAUCUCAAGAAGACAUAACUGACGCUAUACAGGAAGAAGUUAGCGAAGACGAUUCAGCAACAGAAGAUGACACCAAAGAUGAAGAACCGGAUCCUGAACAGGAGACCGAACUAAUUCCCAUACAGGAUAUCAGUCGAAACACUAAAGACCAUAAAGGGCCACCGUCACUGAUAACUCCAUUACCUUAUAAGAUAGACGAAGAUGGAUCUAAUGAACUACUGACAUUAAGUGCAUAGAAUAUUAAUAGUUUGUAUAUUUAAUAAAAAUGAAUUAUUUUAUCAUC